Molecule: messenger RNA, 837 nt
Organism: Anoplophora glabripennis (Asian longhorned beetle)
Lineage: Eukaryota; Metazoa; Arthropoda; Insecta; Coleoptera; Cerambycidae
Product: protein rolling stone-like
Exons: 1
Coding region: 1-837 (278 amino acids)
Cellular component (GO): membrane
Source: RefSeq, a predicted model, not a curated record
AUGAGUGCGAAAAGUAAUACCGUCAUGGACAGUAUCAAGUGGAAUUAUGGGCACCAGGACCUGUUCUAUUUACCCCAGUGGCAAACGGGAAGCAGAAUAGACGAGUUCCACGUAAUAUACAGACUGGCGUACGUUUCUUUUUACGUGGUUACGUUCGUCACUGGCUUUUGUCUAGAAGUCGAUAUUCCCAUUACUUUGCAAAUAAUAUAUGCAAGUUGCUAUUACACGUGCUGGCAUUUCAUCAUGUGCACAGUGUCUUCGGUCAUGUCCCUGGUGUGCGUUUUUAAGGAGUACAUGAAACAAAGGCGGUCGAAUAUUAAGGACGAAGACAUAAUCGAAAGGGAACGCUCUGUUUUCUGUAAAGUGCAGUGGAUCGCGAUGUCCAUAGUUACGGAUUCCUCCAUUGCGUUGUGUGUGGGAUAUUUCACCCUGGUCCACUCCCGGGGGUUUCCCUACUUUGCGAAAACCGCCAUUCUGCACCUUUGGGUGCCCAUUUUGGUCAUUAUGGAUUUCAUGAUAUGCAGCGUGCCAGCGAAAUUGGUGCACGGUUAUGCGUCGCUGGCUGUGGCUGUCAUCUACGCUUUGUUCACGUAUAUUUACUAUGUAUGCGGGGGUUUGAGCAUUUACGGAGACCACUACUUGUAUAAGAUUUUAGAUUACAAGGAGAAUCCUGGUACGGCAGUUAUCGCUUUGGUGAGCUGUUUGGCGUGUAUGGUGAUGGGUAGGGUAGUGGUGUACCUUUUAUUUUUGUUGAGGCACAAGAUAUAUUGGAGGUAUUAUGUGCUGGCAACCAACCCCAGUGAAGUAACUCGCUACGUGUAUGAAAUUAGUAAAUAA